Messenger RNA from Antechinus flavipes (yellow-footed antechinus), 1554 nucleotides. Its product is annotated as olfactory receptor 14C36-like. Bases 616 to 1554 code for a protein of 312 amino acids. The record is from RefSeq and is a predicted model, not a curated record. The transcript has a single exon. NCBI's taxonomy places the organism in Eukaryota, Metazoa, Chordata, Mammalia, Dasyuromorphia, Dasyuridae. Gene Ontology annotation, biological process: G protein-coupled receptor signaling pathway. Gene Ontology annotation, cellular component: membrane. Gene Ontology annotation, molecular function: G protein-coupled receptor activity; olfactory receptor activity.
AUGAGAGAUUGUGGUCCCUUUCUUCACUGCCAGUGAAAGCAACCAGUAUUUUUGAAGCUGUCUUUUUAAACUUCUGACUUUCUCUUUUAAACUGUUCACAGCUAUUAGUGAAAGUGAGAUGACCAUGGAAAAGGAAUAUAAAGAGAGGCUAAGACAACAUUUCAGAGGACUUAAAAAUUAAAGAUCACCAAUUUCCUUCUUGGCUUCUAACCUAGGUCAGGUACUUGUACUGAUGUAGUCACUCACAGAUAAUCAUUAAAAACAAUAGGAAGAAAAUAUAGGGUCUUUGGUAGGAUUUUUUCCUUCCAUAAGUAUGCAUUUUUUUAAUAGAUGGAAUUCCUAGGGGAAGAAAUUUCCUUUACCAUCAAAGAUCUUCAUCUCCCACAAAAAUCUUAAUAAGUUUCUUUCAAAGGGAACCUGUUCAGGGUCACAUAGUCACUACAUACCAUGGGUCAUGCUGCCUGUUUAGGUCUUAUGUGGUAAGGAUAAAAAUGAAAUAAUUUCUUCUAGCCUUUGCAAAUAUUUUGCCCUUAAUGACUGCUGAUUAAUGGACUGUUUGAUUUUUUUUUUUUUUUUUGCCUCUCUAGGUCACUCACUGGAUGAAAGAAUCAGAAAAUGUCUAACUUGAACAACUCAAUAACUGAAUUUCUCCUUAUGGAGUUUUCUGACAACAGAGAGCUGCAGAUCUUAUAUUCUUUGCUUUUCUUUCUCAUUUACUCAGCAGGCCUGAUGGGAAAUCUCCUCAUUGUCAUCAUCAUCACCAUUGACAGGAGACUCCAUACCCCUAUGUACUUUUUCAUUAGGAAUCUUUCCAUUGUGGAUAUCUGCUUCAUAUCAGUAACUGUUCCCCCAGCAUCCAUUAACUCCCUGGUGAACAACAGGGUUAUUUCAGUUACUGGAUGCGCAAUUCAGAUAUUUCUGCUAGUCUGGAUGGCCUAUGUUGAGUACACUUUGCUCACUGUCAUGGCCCGUGAUCGCUAUGUUGCCAUCUGCCAUCCACUUCUUUACCCAGUGAUCAUGAACCCUCGUGCCUGCAUGCAGAUGACCUUAACCUGCUUGUUCACUGGGAUUUUGUAUGCAGGUCUCCAUACUGGUUUAACAUUUCAAUUGUCUUUUUGCAAUUCCAAUGUGAUCCACCAGUUCUUCUGUGAUAUCCCCUCUCUACUCAAGAUUUCUUGUUCAGAGAUAUUCUUCAAUUUGAUAUCUUUAUUUGCCUCUGCUCUAGCACUUGUUGGCUGCUUUGUCUUCAUCAUUGUAUCAUAUAUUCGAAUAUUUUCCACUGUGCUUAGAUUUCCAGUGAAAGAAGACCAAAGAAAAGCCUUCUCUACUUGCAUCCCUCACAUCAUUGUGGUUUCUUUGUUCCUUAUUUCAACCUCUUACGUGCACCUACAGCCACCUUCAGACUCUGGGUCUAUUAAAGAUAUAAUCAUUUCAGUAUUCUAUUCCAUAAUUCCUCCCUUUCUGAACCCUAUUUUAUACAGCCUAAGGAAUCAGCAGAUAAAAGAGGCUUUAAGAUUAGUAAUGAAGAAAAAAAUUUUUUUAAAUAAAGCAUAA